GGAAGCCAAAUUUCCCCAUCUUCUCCUCGUCUAGGGUUCCGUCGAUCUCUCUCUCUCUCCCUUCCUUCUCUCGCGCGCGCACCGACGAUGUCGUCGGAGCCGCCCCCGCCGCAGGAUGCGUCCUCCCUCUCCCCUGCCAAGGAAUCCGCCGCCGGCGGAGGCGGAGGCGGAGCGUCGGGGGCCCCGGAGACGAACACGCUGUGGGUGGGCAACCUGCCCGCGCAGGCGGCGGAGGACGACGUGAUGGCGGUCUUCUCCCCGCACGGCGCGCUCGACUGCGCCCUGGCCCGCGCGGGGCCCCGGAGCUACGCGUUCGUGCUGUUCCGCUCCGUCGCGGAGGCCCGCGCCGCGCUCGACGCGCUCCAGGGCUCCAAGGUCAAGGGCAGCGCCGUCAGGCCCGAGUUCGCCCGGCCGGCUAGAGCUGUUAAGAAUUUAUGGGUUGGUGGCAUUAGCCCAUCAAUUUCAAAGGAUGAAUUGGAGAAGGAGUUCAAUAAGUUUGGAAAGGUCGAUGGUGUUGCAUUCUCCCGUGAUCGGACUUCUGCAUACAUUGAUUUUGAGAAGCUAGAAGAUGCAAUUUCUGCACAUAGAGCUUUGAAUGGAACAGUUUUAGGUGGCCAAGAACUCUGUGUUGAUUUUCAAAGGUCCAGGGGCAGAACGGAAUGGCUGGAGACAGGCAGUUUCAAUGGUAGAGUUGGAUCUGCAAAGGCUUAUUCCGCGGUACGAAAUCGAGAAGCUCAUCCUACCAAUGUUCUUUGGGUCGGUUUUCCUAAUACAGCUAAAAUCAAUGAAGAGGCGCUUCGGCAAGCCAUGGUCGCACAUGGUGUAGUUACAAAUACAAAAGUUUUCCCAACAAGGCAAUAUGCUUUUGUUGAAUUUGCAACCAUUGGGGAAGCUGCUAAUGCUAAGAAAAAUCUAGAUGGUCGUCUUUUCAAUGAUCAGAGAAUUCAAAUUCUUUUCUCUAACAGUGAACUUGCGCCAAAUAAGUUUGAUAACCCAACAGCGGUUUCUGGUCUUCCAAGAUCAGAGAUGUAUUACGAUGAUGGUCAGUUUGGCGCUUCUGAUUAUUUUGAUCCUCGACGGGGAAGAUCGAGAUAUGUUGAUUAUGGUGGUGUUCCUGUUUCUGGUGGUAUUCUUCCAUCACCAGAAUCUGGCCGUCCCCUCUUGACUGCACGAUCUGCUCAGAAUACAUUUGAUCCUAGAGACGCUAAGAGGAUGCGGUUGGAUGCUGCAGCUGACCCUUAUGAUUCAAGGGCAGGCAGUGAGGGUCUUUAUCCUGGUGGGUACUCACAUCGUGAGAGUGUACGUUCUGAGAGGAGCUCAAGUCCUGCUAUUCGAAUCCAGGGCACAGUGCACCGAACAUCAUACCUUGAGCAUUUCUGGCGUGGUAGCAUUGCAAAAGGUGGAUCUCCUGUAUGUCGUGCUCGCUGUUUGCCAAUAAGGAAGGGCAUUGAGAUACCUUUACCAGAUGUUGUUAAUUGUGCUGCUAGAACUGGGCUAGAUAUGCUGGCGAAGCAUUAUGCAGACGCUUCAGGGUUUGAUAUUGUCUUCUUCUUGCCAGAUAGUGAAGAUGACUUUGUUUCUUACACUGAAUUUUUACGCUACCUAGGCUCAAAAAGUCGGGCAGGGGUUGUAAAGGUUGAUGCAGGGACUACUUUCUUUUUGGUCCCACCAUCUGAUUUCUUACGAAAUGUUUUGCAAGUUGAUGGUCCGGAGCGCCUUUAUGGUGUGGUGUUACACACCCCGCAAAUGUCUGCUGCUGCUGCUGCUGUACACAGGCCACAGUUAACUGCACCAGAACCACAACCUUACUAUGAUGAAAGGGAAAGUGGUUUUCCUUCACACAGAAAUUAUAGUACGAAUUCAACUAGCAACCACCACCAUCGUGAUGCUGGUUACCGGGGAUCUUUACGUGAGGAUUCAUUGCAUCAAUUGGGGCAAGUUGCUGCACGACCUCGGGUAGAUGAAGGACAAGUUGUACAGCCAACCCUUGCUGGUUUUCCUAUGAACCAGGCAGCAGGACAGCAAGUACAACCUUCAAUCAACCCUGAUAUUAUGGCUACUUUAGCUAAACUUUUGCCAAGUGGACAGUCAUCAGCUCUAGUGACUGGCCAGGUUCCUCUGAGCUCAAUAGACCGGCCUGCAUUAUCCCUAAUGAAUGAUGCAUCUACUUUUUCAAAAGUAUGGAGACCUGAAAAUCAAGCCAUGGCUUCUACUUCAUCCUUUGAGCAAAUGGGUAAUUUCCAGCAUUCAGGACAGCAGUUCAGCAAACAAGCUGGAGCAGCUCAUCUGCCUAACUAUGGGACCUUGUUGGGUGCACAGGAGCACCCAACACAACAUAGUGCUUACAAUCCCGAAAUGACUCUAAACCUGCCACCGCCACCUCCUGCACUUCCACCCAGUUCUGCUAUACUAUCAACACAAGUUGGACACAGCUUGCCUAUGCAGAUGAGUCAGCAACAGUAUCAACCGGAUCAGUACUAUAUGUCUCAAAGCAAUUAUGGUCCAUUAGCCGCAGCUGGCCGUUCUAAUCUUCAGCAACAAAUUGUUGGUCUUGCUUCGCAAGCUCCUCCUGCUGCACAAGCUCCUGCUGCUGCACAAGCUCCUGCUUCUGCACAGGCUCCUGUUGCUGUGCAAGUUUCUGGUGUGCAGGCUCCCGCUGUUGCACAAGCUCCUGUUGACGAGGCAGAACGGAACAGGAAGUAUCAGGCGACCCUUGAGUUGGCUCAGCGUCUAUUGGGUCAGAUACAACAGAAAUCUGGAAAUCAACCUUCAGGCUAAGUUACUGAUUCAGGUAUUCAUAUGUGCACCUCUAUAAUUGUUCUUUUUCUUGCCAUUUGCAACUUCUUUGUUACAAAAUUAGGGUAUUGUGAAUAUAUCUAAACAGAUUCAGAAAUUUAGCUAAUCGUAGCUGUAGUUGCAUUUCUGAAUUGUUCAAAACCAGAAGCUCUGCUAACAAUUUUCUUAGGCAAUCAAUUUGUCUUGUUAAAUUGUAUGGAAGACAUUGUGAAUAGUAGUCCUGCUAGGGCGUAACCCAAUUUAGGCCAGCAGUGGAGCUAUACUAGUUUGCAUCAUACUUGUUGCCUUAUAUUUUGUUUAAGCAAUUCUUAAAAAAAGUUAGAAUUAUUCCCUUAGAAAAACAAACAUAGAUAUGACUAUUGAGCUACUAACAUGACUUUUUAAACUUGGAAUUUAAGCCACAAGGCACAUCUUGCACUAUCUUAUUACUGAGCUUUACUAUUUCUUGAAUUGAUGAUUACGUCAGGCAAGGUUAACUGAUGCAUAUCACGGGCUAUACUGUUGGCAGCAUGUUUUUAAUUUUUAAUUAAAACACAUAUACAGAUUAGGCCGUUUCCUGUUAAUAUGUAUGAUAUGCUGAUAUCUGUGUGUUCUUGAUUGAACUCUUGCUAUUCUGGUAUAAUAUGAUGCUUAGUUUGCUGUAGAGUGCACAUGCCAUACACAUUCAAGUUCUUUAAUUUGAUAAAUGUAUGAAUUUUCAUGUAAUAGCUUUGUGCUACCUAAAGUAGAACCUGGGGUUAUUUGAAACGAA
Messenger RNA from Oryza brachyantha (malo sina), 3547 nucleotides. RefSeq names its product flowering time control protein FPA. The transcript is spliced from 6 exons. NCBI's taxonomy places the organism in Eukaryota, Viridiplantae, Streptophyta, Magnoliopsida, Poales, Poaceae. Bases 88 to 2778 code for a protein of 896 amino acids. Gene Ontology annotation, molecular function: RNA binding. The record is from RefSeq and is a predicted model, not a curated record.